AUGUGUGACAACAACCGCGACAUGGAGGGCUACAGGUUCUGGAAGCAGGGUUUUUGGAAGGACCAUUUGAGAGGAAAGCCGUACCACAUCAGCGCGCUGUACGUGGUGGAUCUGGUGCGCUUCCGGCGCAUGGCAGCGGGUGACACGCUGAGAGUCAUCUACGAGAGCCUCAGCAAGGAUCCCAACUCCCUCGCCAACCUCGACCAGGACCUGCCCAACUACGCGCAGCACACAGUACCCAUCUUCUCGCUGCCGCAGGAGUGGCUGUGGUGUGAGUCGUGGUGUGGCAACGCCACCAAGGCACGCGCCAAGACCAUCGACCUCUGCAACAACCCCAUGACCAAGGAGCCCAAGCUGCAGGGGGCGAGGCGCAUAGUGGCGGAGUGGGGGGCGCUGGACGAGGAGCAGCGGCGCUUCACAGAGAGAGUCACCCGAGGGGAGUUUGAUGACCUCCCGCCCUCCGCGCCACGUGGCACGCUGCGAUUCGCCGGCUUCCACUCAGCCCCUCGACCAGAGGAGGGGCCUGAGAGAGAGGAGGGAGAGGAGAGCGGAGAGGAGGGAGGGGAUGGAGGGGAGGAGGCCGGGGAGUGGGGGGGGUACGAGGUGGACCCGGCGUAUGAGGACUUGGAGGGGUUGGAGGAGAUUGCCGUGGAGGCUGUUGACGGCGUGGAGGAGGGAGAGGAGGGUGGGGAGGAGGAGGAUGAGGAGGAGCUUGGGCAUGAGGAGUUGUGA
Messenger RNA from Closterium sp. Yama58-4, 732 nucleotides. The record is from the annotation of a GenBank genome assembly. NCBI's taxonomy places the organism in Eukaryota, Viridiplantae, Streptophyta, Zygnematophyceae, Desmidiales, Closteriaceae.